Notothenia coriiceps (black rockcod) is the source of this 330-nucleotide messenger RNA. Its product is annotated as inositol 1,4,5-trisphosphate receptor type 3-like. The transcript has 3 exons. The record is from RefSeq and is a predicted model, not a curated record. NCBI's taxonomy places the organism in Eukaryota, Metazoa, Chordata, Actinopteri, Perciformes, Nototheniidae. The annotation marks the transcript as partial.
UGAAGUUAUUGAUGUUUGAUGGUUUCUCCUCAGCUAAGAGCCGCUCCAUCGCGCUGCCUCUGGACCUGGAGUCUCAGAUCAGCUCCAUGCUGUCCAGCUCCGCUCUCAACUCUCUGUCUCGCUCCAACCCGAACUACAAGUCCUCGUCCCGCUCCUCCAGACCCGUCGCCCCCAGCAACCCCUGGGACUACAAGAACAUCAUCGAGAAGCUGCAGGACAUGAAAGAGGAGUGCCAGAAGUAUGGCUCCGUGGUGUCUCUGCUCAUCCCCAAAGAGAACCCAGGAAAAGGACAGACACUGGAUCAUCUAAAUGCUCUCUAGCAAACUUCAG